Dentiscutata erythropus is the source of this 436-nucleotide messenger RNA. NCBI's taxonomy places the organism in Eukaryota, Fungi, Glomeromycota, Glomeromycetes, Diversisporales, Gigasporaceae. The record is from the annotation of a GenBank genome assembly.
ACUUCCCAAUGUCCAAUGUUCCAAAAUGUCUGUGGCUAUUCUCAGUGAUACUCAUGAUUGUGAUCGUGACAAAGAGAUUCAACUAGAAUAUUUAAGUGUUGAUGAUCUUAAGAAGCUUAAUAAAAACACGAAGCUGAUCAAAAAACUCACUAAAAAAUUUGAUGCAUUUUUAGCAAGUGAAGCUUUGAUUAAACAAAUUCCAAGAUUAUUAGGCCCUGGAUUCAGUAAAUUUCUGACUCUGGUUAAUCAUAAUGAUGAUUUAAAUGCCAAAGCUGGGGAAUUAUGUUUAACAAUCAAAUUCCAACAUAAAAAAGUUCUUUGCCUUGACAUAGCAGUUGGCCGCGUUCAGUUGACCAAAGAUGAAUUGCUUGCCAACAUUAUGAUGAGCAUUAAUUUUUUGAUCUCUUUACUCAAGAAGCAUUGGCAAAUAUUAAAA